Paramecium tetraurelia is the source of this 654-nucleotide messenger RNA. RefSeq lists its product as uncharacterized. Gene Ontology annotation, molecular function: ATP binding; protein serine/threonine kinase activity. Gene Ontology annotation, biological process: actomyosin structure organization; peptidyl-threonine phosphorylation. The transcript has a single exon. Gene Ontology annotation, cellular component: cytoplasm; cytoskeleton. Lineage: Eukaryota; Ciliophora; Oligohymenophorea; Peniculida; Parameciidae. The record is from RefSeq and is a predicted model, not a curated record.
AUGGUUAUUGGUUAUCCUCCCUUUUAUAGUGACACUCCUUAAAAAACAUGUCAGAAGAUUGUGAAUUGGAAGAAACACUUUGCAAUCCCAAAGGAACCCAAGAUAUCACCUGCUUGUGCUGAUUUAAUUAAGAGAUUAAUGGCUGAUUCAUCUGAGAGAUUGGGAGAUGUCAAUCUGAUCAAAAAGCAUCCCUUUUUCAAUGGAAUCGAUUGGGACAAUAUACGAAACAUCAAAGCUCCAUAUAUACCUGAUAAAUCGAAAAUUACUGCCAACUUUGAUAAGUUUGAUGAAUAAGAUCCAUGGUAUUAGAUUUAAGAGAAGAGAGCAAGAGAGCAAAAUCAUUUUCAAGGGUACACUUUUAAAAGAACUCAUGAAAAUGAAGUCAGUCCUAUUAAAAGAGCACUAGAGGAGUUAGAGAAUAUUAAACCGUCAGGGAUAAGAGCAAACUUUGAUAAAAAGCAAAGAUCUUAAUCCCCUGUAUAUAAUGCUUCUCCUAAUUUGAAUUAAGGACAGAGAUCUUAAUCACCUUCAAUAAAGGAAUAGUUGAAGCAGACUUAUGUUCAAUAUUUUGGUUAAUAUUUGUCUCCAUUAAAUAAAUAAAAGAGACCUGAAACAGCUUAAAUUAAAUAACAAAUAGCAAAUAAAAAGAACUGA